AUGGGUUGGGCAUUGGACAGGUCACGAUGGACUACCCAUCCCUUCUACGCUCUAGUCAUCUUGACCAUUGCGUGUGGCAGUAUCCCAAAGGGCUACGACGAAGGUGGUUUCAGCGCCAGCGUCAAACUAGACUCCUUCGUAGCCGACUACAACCUUGGCCCAUCGCAUUGGAAGGAUGACCCGACUGGCUUGGCAGACCGCAAGGCCAAUAUCACCUCGUUCAAUGUGCUGGGUGCUGCCUUCGGUGCCCUGUUCACUUUGCAAUUGAAUGACCGUAUUGGUCGGUUGUACUCGUGGCGUGUCGCUGUCGUGGUGUGGGCUACGGGUUUAUUGGUCCAAGUUUUCUCGUCUGGGAUGUAUGGGAUGUUGCUGGUUGCGAGGAUAUGGAGUGGCUUGGGGACUGGUGCUUUGACUGUUAUUGCGCCGCUGUAUUUGUCUGAGAUAGCACCGGCACGGACUAGGGGAUUGGUUGUCAGUGUAUACAUGGUGAUAUUGCUGGCAGUCCUUGCCAUGGGCUUCUUCAUCAACUACGCCGCCAGGCUACACAUGCCUUCUACACGCACCCAAUACCGCCUCGUCCAAUCCAUCCCCUUAAUCCCAGUCGGCCUAGCCUUCCUCGCCUCAUUUCACAUCCCCGAAACCCCCCGAUACCUCCUCUCCAAGCAACUCCACGACGAAGCACGCAUAGCCCUCGCCCUGCUCCGCGGCAAACCCACCACCGACCCAGAAGUGGAAUUCGAAUUCACCUCCAUCAACCACCACCUGCGCGCCCAAUCCACCCCAGUCUCCCACUGGGCCGCCCUCAAAGAAACCCAAUCCAACCCCAACUACCGCCAGCGCUUCUGGCUCCUAAUGACCAUGCAGACCAUCGCCCAAUGGACAGGCGGAAACGGCAUCACAUACUACAUGGCCACUAUCUUCGAAUAUGCAGGCGUAGUCGGAACAGAGCAGGCCCUCAUAUCCUCCGGCGUCUACGGCAUCGUCAAGCUGGUCUUCACGAUGGCGUUCACAUGGGGUCUAAUAGACUACAUCGGGCGUCGACGCUGCGCCCUCACAGGCCUUACCCUCCAGCUCGCAGCACACAUCUACAUGGCCGCCUACAUGGGCCUCACCCCCUCAUCAACAACAACCCCCACCCUCACCCCAAAAACAAAUCAGCCUCCACAGCAGCAAUACUCUCCAUAUUCGUCUACGCAAUCGGAUGAGAUCUUCCCAACACGCAUCCGCAACAUCAGCUACGGGCUCAGCAUGUCGCUGCACUGGUUUUUCCAGUUCGCGGUUGUGCGCGUCACGCCGAGUAUGUUUGUUGAGUUGCGUGUGUGGGGCGCAUAUGUUUUUUGGGCCUGUGUUUGCUUUGUGGGGUUGCUUGUGCUGGGGGUGUGGAUGCCGGAGACGAGGGGCGUGCCGGUUGAGAGGAUGAGGGAGGUGUUUGAGGGAGUGUGGUAUAUGCGGUGGGCUGGGGGGUUAAAGCACUGUGAUCGGGGGGACGGGGAGGGGGUUGGGGAUGGUGAGGUUCGUUCUGAGAGGGAGGUGAUGGCGAAGUAG
Molecule: messenger RNA, 1545 nt
Organism: Aspergillus campestris IBT 28561
Lineage: Eukaryota; Fungi; Ascomycota; Eurotiomycetes; Eurotiales; Aspergillaceae
Product: putative MFS quinate transporter
Exons: 5
Coding region: 1-1545 (514 amino acids)
Biological process (GO): carbohydrate transport; transmembrane transport
Cellular component (GO): membrane
Molecular function (GO): carbohydrate:proton symporter activity
Source: RefSeq, a predicted model, not a curated record